GAAUACCAAACACUCACCGGAUUCGAAUUUAGUGUUACAAUAUGAAACUCAAAAUUAUUAGUGUGUGUCUAUUAGGACUGGCGGUGGCAAGAGCGGUACGUUUGGUAGGUAAAAGUCACCUAGCCGGGGAAGGACGUGUAGUGGGUGGUGAGGUGGCGGAGGAAGGUUUGGCGCCCUAUCAAAUCUCUUUGCAGGGCAUGUAUAACGGUCAUAUGUGUGGUGGUGCCAUUAUUGACAAAGAAUGGGUUUUAACAGCUGGCCAUUGUGUGGAUGGCUACAAUCCCACAUAUCUGAGAAUUAUAACGGGCACCAAUAAGCAUUAUGAACCAGAUGCGAUCUAUGAAGUGGAUGAAUUCUGGACUCAUUGCAACUUUAAUAAUCCCAUGUAUCACAAUGAUAUUGCCCUGAUACACAUAAAUGGCAGCAUUAAAUUCAAUGAGAAAACACAACCCAUCCGAUUACCCGUUAAGCCUAUGAAGCCAGGCGAUGAUGUUCUGUUAACUGGCUGGGGUAGCACUGAGUUUGGCAGUGGCGGUCCCGAUGAAUUGCAAAAGUUGACUACUAAGUUUAUUUCUCAUCAACAGUGCAGUGAAAUGCAUGAAGGCGAAAUGCAUGAAAUGCUAGAUGUUGGUCACAUCUGCACAUUUACUCAUUUGGGCGAAGGUUCGUGUCAUGGCGACUCAGGUGGUCCUUUGGUUAGCAAUGGCUAUUUAGUUGGUCUUGUCAACUGGGGUAGACCCUGUGCCACCGGUGUUCCAGAUGCUCAUGCCAGUGUUUAUUACUACAGAGACUGGAUACGCAAGACCAUGAAUACAUGGAGGGGUCAGUGCAGUUCGUGUCAUUGCAGUGCUAGUAAUUAUCCUUGGACCGGUGGUAAUCAACGUAAAAAUUAAAUAGUUUGAAAAUUCGAUUUAUGAUUCUUAAAAUAAGAAAACUUGGAAUUUGUAUUGUUUAAUUUUACUAACUAAUAUAUUU
Molecule: messenger RNA, 975 nt
Organism: Calliphora vicina (urban bluebottle blowfly)
Lineage: Eukaryota; Metazoa; Arthropoda; Insecta; Diptera; Calliphoridae
Product: chymotrypsin-2-like
Exons: 1
Coding region: 42-893 (283 amino acids)
Biological process (GO): proteolysis
Molecular function (GO): serine-type endopeptidase activity
Source: RefSeq, a predicted model, not a curated record